AUGGGCGACUCUACUGAUAUUAAGAACGUGAUUGAAGCUUUUCAAGCCUUGGAUACUGGGUCCCAGAAGCAAGCACUCCAAACCAUAGCGAAAAGGGUUGAUGAAUUGCGAAAUGUGCUUUCCAAGUCACUAUGUUUUGAUGUUAUUGGAAACAUGCCAGUGGAACUAGUUUUUCAGGUCGCGUUCUAUCUGGAGCCCUCCGAAAUUUUCAUCAUGCGCAUGGUGUCAAAACGAUGGAAUGAAUUGUUUUCUAUCUCGACCGCUUGCAAGACUAGUUUCCAGUCUUUUAUUCCCUCCCGAAAUCUCGAUACUACCGCUCCUACCUGGGAGGAGACAUUUACUAAAUACGCUAAGCAGCACCUGGCUUUGAAAAUGGGAAGACCCUUUAGCAAAGCUCUCUUUAUUUUUGCCCGGAGAUUUAACGAACAAGCAUCCCAUGUAACUUAUUCGAGUGGCAUGGUUGCAUACCAAACUUCGGGGCCCGGAUUGCCACCUUCGCUGCGCGUGCUCAACCUGCGUACCAGCAAAGUGAUAACUUUCUCGCCAACACACGUCAUUGCCCAUAUUCGAUUGAAUGAAGAAAUUGUAGCUGCCGUCCUUCUGAAUUGCUGGUGUGAAGUAUGGAAUCAUCGAUCAGGGAAAAAAGGAACGUUCCGCCUGCCUGAUGGAAGCAAGGUGACCGACUUCGCUGUUGAUGGCGAAACAGUCGCUGUUUCUUUUGGAUACCUCCAAGUACUGGUUUGGAACUUGAAUUCUGACGUGAGCCGGGAGGUGCUUCUUCCUCGAAUGCCUCUUUGUUUAGUGUUGGAUGCAAUGGAGGACCGCCUCAUGGCUCUAUACCCUAUACGGAUAACACCACCGGCGAAAACUACCGGAAAAGAGCAGAAUACAGCAGAUAAUACAACAAACCUAAAGGCAAAAGUAACCGACAUAAGCUCUCCGAAGAACGGAAAUCUUCUCAAAAUCGAGGUGCCAUUCGAUUUGCCUAAUAUUGAAUGGAGACAUCCCUUGUUUCUCAAUCACUCUGGGGCGUGCAUUGUUUGCCCUCAGAACCCACUUCCUGCAUUGGAUACGAGUCUCUAUGUCGGAUUUAUGACUUACAGCAAGCCUUUGCAAAAAUUUCUUGUGCGCACGUAUCAGAACGAUAAGCUUUCAUCACGAUGCCGAUGCUACACCGGAACAUCGGAAGUUAUCGUAUCUGAAGAAAUAGCAUAUCGAUUCCACCAGCGAGCCGAUGGGCCCUUCCUACUCAUUCUGGACCCUCGAAGCCCUGAAGGGUGGAGGUCUGUUCGAAUAGAGGGGUUGAGAAUUUUGGUACCGGCUUCUAGGCUUUUCGAAAAGGUCUGCGAGGUGCCCAAUGGUAUUCGUGGGGAUGACAAGUUUCUUGUUUUUGUCUAUGAUGAUGGCGUGGAGGUUUGGUGCUUUGACGAAGACGAGGAGUACGAUGACGACCCCGACUAUAGGAAGGAGUAUGAAAAACAAGCGGCCGAGAGAGCUGCAGCACGACAAACGCGUGAGAGACCCAACCAGGCUAGUUUGUUCCAGUAUUACAUGCAUAGCUCAGGGAUAGUGCCAUAG
Messenger RNA from Ophidiomyces ophidiicola, 1578 nucleotides. RefSeq lists its product as uncharacterized. The coding region runs from base 1 to 1578 and encodes 525 amino acids. Gene Ontology annotation, molecular function: protein binding. The record is from RefSeq and is a predicted model, not a curated record. The transcript has 4 exons. Lineage: Eukaryota; Fungi; Ascomycota; Eurotiomycetes; Onygenales; Onygenaceae.